Spizellomyces punctatus DAOM BR117 is the source of this 491-nucleotide messenger RNA. RefSeq lists its product as uncharacterized. The transcript is spliced from 2 exons. The record is from RefSeq and is a predicted model, not a curated record. Bases 92 to 409 code for a protein of 105 amino acids. NCBI's taxonomy places the organism in Eukaryota, Fungi, Chytridiomycota, Chytridiomycetes, Spizellomycetales, Spizellomycetaceae.
AUUGAUUUCUUCUUCUUGGCUUUCUUGAUUAGAAUUGCGAAAGUUUUCUAUGAUAGAAUGACGAGUGUUCUUGGAAUAUCUCAUUAGGAAGAUGAGAAGGCAGGAGGAAGAGGACGAGAUAAAAUACCUUGCAUUUGCGAUUCGCACAGAGGCAUUCCUGACCAUCAGCUGUGGAGUGAUUCGAGAGUCGUUGUUGAAAUCUCUCUUGUCUAGUUCCACCAACUUCCAACUCUUGUGUGUGUGUCAGAUUCCCCCCGCCAACAGUCGUCAGUCGUCAUUCCCAUCUGUAAAAGGAAAAACAAGAGCCCUUGCUGCCAUAAAACACGAAUUGUAUGAGUACUCUAGCGCGAAUCGAACCCUUCCUAUAAAAACUCCGCCUGAAUGGCCAAAAGGAACGCGUUUCUUUUAAUUGAUUGGUUGCGUUACUAGUGCAAUGGCAUAGUCAUGUAAUUGUGUACUGUGCCAUUGUACAGUCACUAAACCACUCUAAU